Molecule: messenger RNA, 780 nt
Organism: Diaporthe amygdali
Lineage: Eukaryota; Fungi; Ascomycota; Sordariomycetes; Diaporthales; Diaporthaceae
Exons: 1
Coding region: 1-780 (259 amino acids)
Cellular component (GO): nucleus
Source: RefSeq, a predicted model, not a curated record
AUGUCUUCCCGGUUUGUAUCAGGCGGUAUAACUGACACCAAGACUGGCGACAUCGCGCCCGCGGACCCAUCAGUGCCGUCCGACACCACCAACACUAGCAGCAGCAGCAGCAGCAAGAAAUCAGAGGAGUGGGCGGCGGUGCAGGCGCAGCUGGAGGAGGAGCGGCGGCGGCGGCAGCAGCAGAGGGAGGCGGCGCAGACGGGGACGGCCGGCGAGGAGAAGUCACUGUACGAGGUGCUGCAGGCCAACAAGGCGGCCAAGCAGGCGGCGUUCGAGGAGGCCAACAAGAUCAAGAACCAGUUCCGGCCGCUGGACGACGACGAGGUCGAGUUUCUGGACGGCGUGCGGGAGCGGAAGCGCCUCGAGGAGGAGAGGCUGCGGAGGGAGACCGAGGAGGGCCUCCGGGGGUUCCGCGAGCUGCAGCAGAAGGCCUCUGCUCCUGGCGAGGGGCCCGAGGAUGAGGGUGCUGCUGCCGAAGCGGGGGAUAUCGGGGGGUGGAGCGUUGGGAGGAAGAGGAAGAGGAGGAAGGACGAGCCUGAGAGCGUCUUGAAGGGGUUGAAGAGGCGGGGCAGCAGCGCCGCCGAUGGGGGCGAGGGCGCGAAGGUGGAGGAAAAGGGCAGAGACGCGGCUGCUGAUGCGGCAGCCGGUCAGAAAGGCUCUGCGGCUGCUCCGAAGGGCGCACAAGAUACUCAGGCGCCUUUGGCGAAGCCCGCUACUCCUGCGGCGGCGAAACCGAAGGCUGGUCUUGUUGACUAUGGCUCUGAUGACGACAGUGACUGA